AUGCGCAGCACCGACUGGGCAACUCCUCUCGCCGCGGCGCCUUCUGCCGUCGGCACCAUGGCAAUCCUCCUCAAGACGGCCUCUUCCGACGCAGCGGCAGGUCUGCCGGUCAAGAGUCGGGACGUAGUCGGGGACAGAGGCGAGGUAGUCAGCCAAUUGCCAUACGACCUUCUCCACAGCAACCUGCAAAGUUGUAGUGACAUUGGGCGAUCUGCGUUUACGGAGGGCCGAAGCACAAUGGACUACGUCCACAAGGCCGCUAUCAGCAUUAUCCGUAACGGCGGCAAGGUUGAGAGCAUUCUCGAGAUGCUCGAGAACAUCGAAGAUGCCCGGGUCAACUUGAAGCCCGAGAUGCAAUCCGUCAAGAGGACGGCCGAGAUCAGUCUGGAAAGAGUCCGAAGCCUCACCGAGAAUUUCCAGUACUGGUACUGGAUGAUUUGCUGUCUGAAGAACAAUGUGCUCGAGAGCCGAGGUGAUCGAACCCCCCCCCCCCCCCCUUUUUUUUCCCCCUCGCCUUCGAAGCGCUCUCGCCAGGAGUUACCACCGAGUAAUGCUAACAAGGUGUGUUUUCCGGCAGGUACCGUGCAGGCCAAGUCGAGCCGCCAGCUCAGUGACCUGAAGGAGCAAGUCAACGGCCUCGUCGCCUUCUUCAAGAGCAUUCUCGAGGAGGUCAGUGCUACGGUGGACAACGACGUCGAAGAUUUCCUCGCCACAAUCGAGAGGGGCGUCCAGACAUUCGGCGACACAAAUAUCAUUUCAAAUAUCAAUCUGCGCAAACCGGCCCAGCGGCGAAUCCGCAACACGGCUCUCCAAAUUCAGGGCAGCUUCAGUGGCAUCCGGGACAUUACCGGCACUUACGUGGCCAUCUCGGACCGCUACAUCCAGCCGGCAAUCAACAAGAUGGAGGCCCUCUCGGCAACCAAAGGCGACGAGUGGGAUGCUAAGAGCGAAGAGUUUGUCCGCUGGUGCCGUCAAUCCAUGCGCGAGAUCGAAGAGAUAACCCGCGCUGCCGCCGACGGCUUGGAGUCAAACAUGACGGAACGCGUCUCGUACUUGCAACACGCCAUCGAAUCGACCGCCUGA
Thermothelomyces thermophilus ATCC 42464 is the source of this 1083-nucleotide messenger RNA. RefSeq lists its product as uncharacterized. Lineage: Eukaryota; Fungi; Ascomycota; Sordariomycetes; Sordariales; Chaetomiaceae. The record is from RefSeq and is a predicted model, not a curated record. The coding region runs from base 1 to 1083 and encodes 360 amino acids. The transcript has 4 exons.